GUCCCUCCCCCAACCCAAACUUUAAAGGCACUCCAGGAACCCACCCCCCAAUCAUCUAAUACCAAGUUCCAAGAGGGUCAGGUAGCAUGCUGCCAUGGAAAGUGGCCAGGAAAACAGAAUUAUGUUGGAAACAUCUCGAACAAUCAACUUUCAGCCACAAGCAGUCCAGGUUUACACCACCACCAGCAAAAUCAGCCACUGGAGUUCUGGCACCUUUGACUGUUUUCAGGACAUUGGAAUCUGUCUUUGCGGUUCAUUCAUACCCAUGUGUUUAGCUUGUAGAAUAGCUCAGGAUUAUGGAGAGUGCUUUUGUCUGCCGGUAUUACAAGGCACUAUUGUUGCCAUGAGGACUGGAAUUAGAGAGAGAUACCAUAUUCAGGGCAGUAUCUUUGAUGACUUUCUUUGUGCCACAUUCUGCGGCCAAUGCACUCUUUGCCAAAUGGCUCGGGAACUAAAUGCCAGGAAGGUCAGAAGACGACUGGUAAGGGAAGGUCAGCCAGGGCAGGUGCCAGUACAGACGCACGUGCCAGUGCAGAUGCCGAUGCAGGUGCCGAUGCAGGUGCCAGUGCAAAUGCCGAUGCAAAUGCCAAUGCAGAUGCCGAUGCCAGUGCAGAUGCCGAUGCCAAUGCAGGUGCCAGUGCAGAUGCCGAUGCAGGUGCCAGUGCAGAUGCCAGUGCCAUUAUAGGUGUCAACAAAACAAUAGCAACAAUUUCAGUUGAAACUCAGAACAUCCCAACAGAUGGAUCGGAUGAUUUUGUUCAUACAAGAACUAGUUCUAUUCUAUACUAGUGUGCCUAUACCUGGACACUAUCCUACACUUUGUCUGAACCCAUAUAGCGCAUCACUGGAAAAAAUGUCUCUGCCUUAGAGAACUACCAUGAUGAAGGCAUGUUGGCAUCUUCUCAACUCAACAUGGGAAAAAUUAAUAAAACAUGGCUUACAUGGACUUUACCCAUGAAAUCUGAAGUAUAUUCCAUUAAAACACCAUAGUUUCUGUACCCCCCCCCCCACCUUUUAUUACCCCUUUCUGCUUUUCUUUGCCCUCUCUUGUCUUCUUUCUACCAAGUUUAUUGCUGUGAUAGAAUGGUAAAGAAUGUGACGCAGAGCACACAGUAUUAUUUUCUAUAUAAAAGCCAAUAAAAUUGGAAAAAACUGCAAAAGAUCCAAAGGAACUGAAUAAAUGUAUGAAUAUAAAUUAUAAACUCUUUUCAAACUCUUGCCCAAAAUAAAGGUUUUUCCUGCAUA
Molecule: messenger RNA, 1245 nt
Organism: Xenopus laevis (African clawed frog)
Lineage: Eukaryota; Metazoa; Chordata; Amphibia; Anura; Pipidae
Gene: cnfn.3.L
Product: cornifelin, gene 3 L homeolog
Exons: 4
Coding region: 95-685 (196 amino acids)
Source: RefSeq, a predicted model, not a curated record